CGAGUCUUAAAAAAGAUUGUUGUUUUUACGAAUGUGUUUAAAGUUGUAUAAAUUUCGAUAUCAGUCAAUAAAAUGUCUUUUCGAAGUGACAUUUCGAAACUAAUUUUUCAUCACCUUGUAAAGGAAGGUUACGAAAGUUCUGCCAAUAAUUUAGUUCAUGAGUGUCCUUACUUGGUAGAACUUAAACCUGUCCAACCACCAUACAAGCUUCCAAGGCUCAUGGGGGCUUCAUUGGUGAAUUUAAUUGAAAAUUAUUUUGAAACCAAAGAAAAGAUCAUUGAGCAAUUAGAGCUCUUAGAAUCUGUUGUAUUUAGAGAACAGGAUGAUCUUUUGACCCUUGCCAAAAUUCUUGUCGAAAAUCUUAAGUUCAAAACUCCAGCAUCAACAUUCCAAGGUCAAAAAGAAACCUCUGAUGCAAGUGUCAACACAGAAUUGGCUAGCAAAACUCCAGAAAUCUGUGAUGCCAGUGUCAACACAGAAUCAGCUACUCCAGAAACAUGUGAUGCCAGUGUCAACACAGAAUCGAUAAGUACUCCACAAACUAAUGAUUCAAGUUGCAACACAGAUUGUGUUAGUAAUAAGCCAGGAACAUGUGAUGCUAGUGUAAAUACUGAUGUCUUCAAUCAAGAAAAGAAUGAUCCAAACCAACUUCCAGUUGAAAAUUCCAAAGUUCCUAAAGAAACACAGGAUACCAAUGAAAUACCCCACGUUACUGAUAGUCCAGAAGAUGUUCCAAACCAACUUCUCUCUCCAAAAUCACCUGCAAGUUUGUCAACAACUCUAGUUUCUAAACAUGGCUUUGAAAGAAGUAUGAAUAUGAAUACAGCAUGGAUUCACAAUCACGACCUUCAAGGAGAUUCAACACAUUGUCCUGAACAGCUAGAAGUCUCUGCUAAUACCAUUGAUUUUUCCUUGGUAUAUGAUCGCUUGCUGGAAGACAGAGAUCUUCAAGAAAAGAUAGCUGAAAAUAUCAACAAAAACAAAGUUAUUUUACCUAACCAAGGCAGUUCCAAAAGGGGAAGCUUGGCAUCAUCACAAGACCUAGAUACUGUAAUAAAAGCUAUUAUUGCCGAAACACAAACAGAUCCUGCUUUUGAUGAUUUCCUGAAAGACUGUAUAGGCAGCCCUGAUAAUACACCUCAAGAUUAUUGGGAGUCCACUGGAUCAGAUAACAAUAGAGAAAACCAAGAAAAUGAUUUAAUCCCAGAUAAUUUAGGAGCAACUACGAUAGUGAAGCCAUCAAACAUACCAUCGUCUUUAUUUACUGUUAAAAACCCUGAUUUACUAGAAAAUUCAUCUGUGAUCAGUGGGUUAAACGGUCUUGCCUUUCUGACAUUUGCUGGACAAACUACUUUGGUUCCAACAAUUAUUUCGCCAAUGCCUUCAAAUGCUGUGCCUUCUGUAGGAGAGAGAAGAAAGAAGAAAAAUCCGAUUGUUGUAACACCCGUUGCCAUUGCUCCAAAACCUGCUCUCACCAUCACUAUUCCUGCUCCAGAUGGGAACUAUCAAUUUACAAAUACUGCGGGUGAAUCCGAAUUUUUCCAACAGAGAGUGGAAGACCAGCAGCAGCUUCUUGGUUGUAAUAUUGAAACAAUAACCAUCGAGACUAGCCCAGGUCCAUCAGCAACAAAACCUAUGAAGAUAACAAAUCGUCCGUUGACAAAAAGUAAGCGGAGAAAAGUUGCGAUAACUGGAAAUCGAGUGAUUCAAGCAUCCCCAAAUCCUCACUCAUCGGAAAAUUGCAUUACUCCUGGUUUGGCUGCUCUUGUGAAAAUCGCACAAGAGUAUGGGUCUUCAAUUUCUAUGGAUAUUCAAGAUCAAGAAUCCGUAUUAGAGAAAGAGCUAUCGAAAUCACCCGUUGUGAUUUUUAAUCCGCACAUCUCGAAUUCAACUAAUUUCGUCUCCACUCCUAUAAGUACUCGAAGUUUAAGUCAUGUUCACCAACUUAAUUCUGGAGUGUCGUCGCGUGGAUUAUCUAACAACCCAGCUUCUAUCAUCAGUCCGAUAGUUCAUCCAAAACGUCCCAAAAUUCCACGGGUUCUUGCACUGAGAAAUGCGGUUGAUGUUCCACCGGACGGUGAAAUUUUGGAGACUCCGAAAGGAAAGGCUAAACGUAGAAGAAAAAGUUCUCCCGCACCAGGGUCCGAUGACAUGGCAAUGUCUAGCGUUGAAUCUUUGCAACAGAUGGCUCCGGAAAAAGGAAUCAAUGAACGCAUUGCUCCAGAGUCUAACCUUUCUCAUUUCGGAAUGAAUAUCAUCAAUCUUGAAGAGCCAGUGAUCCAGCAACCUUUACCGGUCUUCGCUACCCCACAAAAGGAGAUAACGAAAAAUGUAGCAGUUGUCAAUUCCCUCAAUAGCUUCGGUCCGUGGGCUGGCGAGAUUCCGCGAACACCCCAAAUUCGGCUGGAUCUUACUAGUACAGCCAGCCCCUUUCAAGUAUUAUUGACGAAGGGUUUCCGCUUCUUACCGGCAGCGGAAUCCCCCAAUCUACCUGCCACUCCGCGCAUCUUUGAAGUUAAUGCUUCUUCCGUCGAGACACCGUAUACUGGAGUCUAUCAGUUUCCUUCUGUGUUAUGCACUCCUAGAUUGGAAGCACUCCACCAAGAGAUCAUGGAGCAUCCUGUCAAAAGCUUGAACAUCGCCGUGGUUAGCCCCACGCAGGUGGCGCUUGAUCAUCCGACUCCAUAUUUUGCACCCAGUGGUGAGGAAGCUCAAGGUCCCGCAAAUCAAAAUGCUACUCCAGAACACGUCCCUGAAACGGAAAAGUCGGAAAGAAGACGACGAAGUUCAACUGCGAAGGAUCCCUUGCAACUGGAAGAAUCGAAUGGUGCGAUUGAUGCCGUAGAAACUGCUGCCCGUCAGCCUAUUACUCCGUACAAGGACGACCAAACGCUAGAAAACGAUCUUAUCGGCGAAUGUCAGCGCUUGCAAAAUGAUCCAGCCAUGGAAUUAGGUAGCCAACGGUUGGUUAACCUCUUAGGGGAGGAUUCAACAAAUCGUAGCGAACUUACAAAAUCUGUGCCGUCUGUUCCAGAAAAUGCACCUGCAGUUGAAAUGUCUCGGAGUACACCUAUAAUCACCAAACAAAAAACAAGAAAACCAAAGAGAACCACCAGCAGAAAAAGUGAUCCCGAAAAUGAGUCGGUUAACUCUGCCUGUGCCAGAGCACAGAUUUAUCCUGUGAGCCCUCAAGCCCAUCGCCGUAAGUCACAACGACUCUCGAACAACUCAAAACCUUCCAGCCCAAGAGAAGAUGAAGAUUUAAUUCAGGAGGUGUUGGCUUUGUCGAGAUUAAAUACUUCAGGUGGUUGCAUAGCACAAUCAACUCAAUCAAUCAACAGAAAAAGGAGAUUGUAUUCGACGAGCAGUCUAAAGAUUGGUUUGACUGAUGAAGUCCCAUCUGAAAAGAGAUCAAAACGAAAACGUCAAAACGAAGUGAUGUAACGAGUGAUGACCAAGUUUCGGCCGCGAUUGAAGUCAUGCCGAUAUCGACACCAUCCUCAAGUAUCUCCAAUACAGUACCUAUAUGCUGAAAACCUGCCACUUUUUUAAAAAUUUUAACUUUUAGAUUAAUGGAAAAGUUAAAGCACGUCUAAAAUACGUUGAAAUAUCUAGAGUUCGUUAAAGUAAAUACAAUUAUUCGGAAAUCCAAAGUUCUCAAAAUGCCUGAUUACAAGAUGUCGCUAAAAUCCGUUUGCGAAUUGCCUCGACACCAACGACCAAUCGGACGAGUAAUGAAUGGGCACUGUCAAUCCCGGAGCGUUAAAAAAUAUUAGGAUAACGGCAGUGUUAAUUGUGCUAUUUUUCCUUGUAUUUUUCUGUACUCGCUCAUUUACGUUUGUGGUCUACUCACUUCAGUAGUUUUAAAUGAUUUUGUGUUUUCUACAGUUUAGUUUCAGUCGCCAGAGAAAAAAGCCCGGAAUCCCCUGAUAAAGUCCCCAUAUUGCUGUCUAAUUAAUUUAAAUUUUCAUGUACGUGUUCAUUUUUCAACCAAGUUUGUUGAGCUGUAUGUAUAAUUGAUUUUAUUCUGUCCUUUGUUGGGCUAAAAGAUUUGUUAAACAAAACAUUGUAAACAUGAAUACACUUUGCUGGACGUCGUAUACCUGCCUCAACUA
This is a messenger RNA of Daphnia pulicaria, 4115 nucleotides long. RefSeq lists its product as uncharacterized. The record is from RefSeq and is a predicted model, not a curated record. Lineage: Eukaryota; Metazoa; Arthropoda; Branchiopoda; Diplostraca; Daphniidae. Gene Ontology annotation, molecular function: protein binding. Bases 73 to 3444 code for a protein of 1123 amino acids. The transcript is spliced from 4 exons.